AUGGACAACAGACCUGCUUCGGAGUACGCGCAGUCAGGUUCGCACUUUCCAUAUCCACUGUCUGCCGCGACUCAUCAUUCUGAACUCCCCGCCGCAGACCAGGCUUCUGCUGCUGCCACUGCUCAAUACACUCCCCAACCGGAGGUUCGCCCGACUCCCCAGUACACGCCUCAACCCGAGGUCCGCCCCGCCGCCAACAUCUCUUCAUCCAACACACCUCAGUCGGACUACGGUCUGAACCAACCCGCCGCCGCGCGCUCCCCUGCCUAUCCCGAAUACCUCGCCCGCCCACCUCAGUACCAUCACGCCCCCAACACCCAGGCAGGUGGUGCGGCAGGUAUGGCUCAAGCAACAAGUCCGUCCAUGACCACCCUCAAUAAUGGGCAACACCAUGACCCACGCAAUCAUCACACGAACGUGAAGUCUGACGCAGACGUUCCUAUAGAUCCCUCAAUCGCGGCCUCUAGCCCCACCUAUCCUCCUCCUUACUCGCCUUAUCAGCCGCAGGGCCAUGACAUGGCUCAAUACCAGGGUCACCCCCCUCCUCCCCCUCCUCAGAUGUAUGGGCGUCCGGAAUGGUCGCAUGGUUAUGGACACAAUCAACACGGUCUUCCUGGACCAUAUAACGCUCCUGCCACAACGGUUGGUCCCGCCUCCCCUGCUGCGACCGCAGGGCCGCGCCCUGGCCAGGUAUACUCAUUCGUUCCCAUUCCCGGCGCGCAACAACACAAACGCCCUCGCCGGAGAUAUGAGGAGAUUGAGCGUAUGUACAAGUGCGGUUGGAAUGGAUGUGAGAAGGCCUACGGUACUCUCAAUCACUUGAAUGCGCAUGUGACGAUGCAAUCGCAUGGUGCGAAGCGUACACCCGAGGAAUUCAAGGAAAUUCGCAAGGAAUGGAAAGCUCGGAAGAAGGAGGAAGAGGCUCAGCGCAAGGCCGCUGAGGAGCGCGAGCGUGCCGCCGCCCAAGCUGCUCAGUCCAACCCAGUGGAUGCGCCCAACCCUGCGGAUCCCGCCCAGGGUGGCCAACCGCCAGCGUACCCCGGCGGUGUUCGGCCUCAACUCCCUCCGAUCGGAUACCAACCUGCUGAUGGCCAGGUGCCCGGGCAGUACGGAGCGGCUGCUGGUGGCAUGGUUUACCAGGGUAAUGGGCAGAUGGCCUACCCUCCCAAUUACCCUCACUCCCCCUAUGGGCAAGCGGGUCAAGUGUACCAGCCACGUAAGAAUCGGGAGGGGGUGGAAAUGUCUGAGCGCCCGAGAGCCCCAGAGCCUAUCGGGCGGAAACUGCUGCCUGAGGUUUACUUACCGAAGCCGAACCAGCCCGCGGCCGUCUCCAAGAAGAACAAGGAGCUGCAGGAGUUGCUGCUCAAGGUCGCGGAGGUCGGUACCUCGCCCCGGCUCCGGAUGCAGGAGGCCUCGCUGCUGGGCGACAGACAUACGCAGAAACAGGUGGAGAUGGAGCUGAAGUGGCUGCCGGACCCGAAGCGGCUGGCGGAGCGGGUAGGUCGUCUGCUGCAGGCGAGGGAGAUCAUCAUGGCGGCGGCGCUGGUGCGCGCGGCGCAGAAGGAAGGACGGGAGUGCAUGGUGGCCUGGAAUCAUAUCUUUGAGUAUUGCAUGAAACAGGGGGCGACCAUGGCGGCGUAUAAGUUCUACACGGAUAUGAAAAAACGUGGCCGCAGACCCAACUCCCACACCUAUACGAUCAUGAUGAAUGGGUUCAGUAUCUAUAAUCCACGGGAGAAGGCGAAGAAUGUGGACGCCGCGAUGCGUGUAUAUCGGUCUAUUGAGGAGAAUCCGGACGUGGAGCGGGAUAUCAUCCACAGCAAUGCGAUGCUCAAGGUUUGCUGGCUCCAGGAAGACAUGGAUACCUUGUGGCGGGUUGCGGGAGAUCUCCCCGAGGAAGGGCCCGGGUCACCCAACGCUCACACCUACACGAUCAUUCUGCGCGCUAUUCAGAGUCGCCUGGAGCGUAGCACGCAGGAUAUCCCCUCCAAACAUGUCCGCCCGCACUGCGAGAAGAGGAAGACGGCCAUCACUGAAGGCAAGCGGGUUUGGGCUGAUGUUGUUUACCGCUGGAAGAAAGGUCAGCUGCAGCUCGAUAACCACCUGGUCCAUUCGAUGGCUGAGCUGCUCUUGAAUGCGUUCAGCGACUACAAUUGCUGGGAGGUGCUGGCUCUGUACAACCAGACGGCGGGACUGCCCAUUUUCGCCAACAAGCCCUCGCCGGAGAAGGAAUACGAAGACAAGUGGGCCAACAAGCGGCAUGGGAAGCGUCGUGACGGGCCGAAUGCCGACUAUUUGCCCUUUGUGAACCACAACAACGAGCCGAUCGAAACCGAGGCUACCAAGGAAUCGGAAUCGGAAAUCGUGGAGGAGGAGGAGCAGGAGCAGGAGCAGGAGAACUUCGACCACUUGUUCGAUCCUGUCAGCGAUGCCAACGGCUCUUCAGCCCCAGCCCUGAUUACCCUUGGUAACCGAGAGAUUGACGUGGUGUUGGAGGCCUGCUUAACCAUGGUGCAAGGAAUGCGGCCUGGCAAACAGUACUGGGAAUACCUAACGCGCGAGGGUCACGCGGACCUGAUCAAGCCUGACGCGGCUGCGAUUCACCAAUACCUGCGUCUUCUCCGCUACAGCCGAUCGACCCGGGAAGCCAUCGCGGUGAUCCGCGACCAGAUGGUGCCCGCUGGGAUCACCGAUCCCAAAACCUUCCACAUUGCGAUGAGUGUCUGCCGGCGCGACACCCGCAAUGGAAACAUCUUGCGACUGGCCGACGAGAUGCUCGAUAUCAUGGAGAGUGCGCUCGUCCUUCCGGAGCCGCGUGCUCUGGUGGGCUACCUCGAUCUUGUCCAGUCCCUGAAGGAGAACCCCCAGCUUCUGCUGUCGUUGCUCGGCUUGGAGGGUGCCUGGAAGGCUCGGGCGAGCAACUUCCAGGACAAGGGCCGGAGCUUGUACGUGGGGUUGCAGCUGCACGCCGUCAAGAAACUCUUCCCUCACCUCGUGAAAUUGGACGAAGCCACGUUACCGUACCUCCCGAAGACGGAGGAAUAUGAUACGGCGGACCUCCCUCCGCCUCACAACCGCGACUCGACCUUCGGGCUCUAUGGCUCGAAAAUCGCCCAGGCGAUGAACGAGACAGGCCGAGUGAUUGACGAGCUGGUGCAGCGGCACAGAAACAAGAACUUCUUGAGUAAAGAACUCCUUGCGGAUCUGCAGGAGAAGCGAAGCAUGCUCAAGAAAUACUCCCAUGCCCGGAUCAACAGGCAUAUUCGCGAUAUUCGCGUGGAUGCGACUGCCAGCCAGGUCGAAGCGUUUGACCAGAAGCUGGAGAAGCAGCUGGAGAAGCAGCUGGAGAAGCAGGAGAAGCAGGAGAAGCCGCAGGAGGAGGUAAAAGGAAAGACAGAGGUAGCCGAUGCGAAGGCGAAUUAG
Messenger RNA from Aspergillus brunneoviolaceus CBS 621.78, 3423 nucleotides. RefSeq lists its product as uncharacterized. Gene Ontology annotation, molecular function: protein binding. The transcript is spliced from 6 exons. The coding region runs from base 1 to 3423 and encodes 1140 amino acids. The record is from RefSeq and is a predicted model, not a curated record. Gene Ontology annotation, biological process: regulation of DNA-templated transcription. Lineage: Eukaryota; Fungi; Ascomycota; Eurotiomycetes; Eurotiales; Aspergillaceae.